UUCUGGUCAGAUCGCUGCCGUAAGUGUACCGCCAGCAUGUCUGGUAAACUGAAGUUCCUGACGGUCGAGCAGAAGAAGUUCUGGGACGAAAACGGUUUCAUAAAGUUGAGCGACGUGUUCAGCAACGAGGAGCUGGACGAGAUCUCAAAGGAGUACGAUGAUUUGUUCGAGCGCAAGCAGAAGGAGGACGCGGGCGGCCUGGAAGCUGCCUGGAAAGGAGACGACAUGAAGAGAGCCGCGCGUAACAUCAGCUACACAGUGAAGUCGAUCCACAACCUGCAGAUGCACAGCGCGGUAUUCACGCGACUGCUGCUGCAGCGGCGGCUGCUGGACGCGAUGGAGGAUAUCGUGGGGCCGAACGUGCUGCUACACCACACGAAGGCGCACAUCAAGCCUCCGGAGAAGGGCGCGCCUUACCUGAUGCACCAGGACUACCCGUACUUCCCCUUCAAGAAGCACAGCAUGUGCGCGGUGUUCGUACACCUGGACGACACGAGCCCGGAGAACGGCGGUCUCUGCGUCUACCCCGGAAGCCACAAGCUCGGCCCAUUGCCCGAGCGCGAGCUCAUCGACGAGCACGGCGAGAAGUACCGCUACGUCGAUCCCGAACGCUUCCCCAUUUCGGGCGCCACGCCUCUGACCGCCCGCCGGGGAGACAUCAUCGUCUUCUCUUACUUACUGUUGCACGGCUCCUACCUCAACUUGUCCGACCGGCCCAGGCGCAUGUUCCUCGCCCAGCUGCGCUCGGCUGACGACGAGCCCGCCAAGAGCGUGCACCACUCGCACUGCCAGGACCUCGUGCUCCGGGGCAAGAAUCCUUUCAUGCGUGCCACCAUGGCUACUCGCUUCGUCGACUCCACCAAGAAUCAGUGAAUUUUUUUGCGUCCGCCUCGCCACGAUUAAUUAUAGAGCCCUUUUAUCUCUGUGGCUGUCGUCUUUUCAAUAUAAACUUGUCUUAAAAUCGA
Molecule: messenger RNA, 965 nt
Organism: Phymastichus coffea
Lineage: Eukaryota; Metazoa; Arthropoda; Insecta; Hymenoptera; Eulophidae
Product: phytanoyl-CoA dioxygenase, peroxisomal-like
Exons: 2
Coding region: 37-873 (278 amino acids)
Biological process (GO): fatty acid alpha-oxidation
Molecular function (GO): phytanoyl-CoA dioxygenase activity
Source: RefSeq, a predicted model, not a curated record